Messenger RNA from Cyclospora cayetanensis, 1077 nucleotides. RefSeq lists its product as uncharacterized. The coding region runs from base 13 to 1077 and encodes 354 amino acids. The transcript is spliced from 3 exons. NCBI's taxonomy places the organism in Eukaryota, Apicomplexa, Conoidasida, Eucoccidiorida, Eimeriidae. The record is from RefSeq and is a predicted model, not a curated record.
UCAGCUGCGAAAAUGGGGGCUGUCUGCGGCAAGCAGAAAUCGGUAACCGAACCAAAGACCCGUCAAGCUGCAGUAGAGGUGUCAGAUGCACCAGUUGGUCCCAACUCAAACCAACCGCCACCAAUUGCCGCAUCUGCCGUAUGCCCUAAUACAGCGCGGGACAAAGGCAAGGUGGACAAGGUAGAGGAGUUUGUUACAGGAGAGGGCGACGGUGUCUAUUUGAUGCUCGUCACCGAGAACAACACCACCUCUCUUGUGCAGCAGUAUGCCCAUUCGAGACCCCAAGUACCCGAAGGCGACUUGUUGCUGCUCCAGAUUAAACCUCCCGUGUAUGUUGAAAUCAAGGAAAGCAGAUUUGCCGUGCAAAAUGGAAAGCGAACACUCAAAGUGGGGCUCUCGUUGGCCAUGGGAAACCCCGAUGGCCAAAAGAAAGUUUGCGAGGCGGUGUUGGAGUGCCUACGGCUAACGUGCGCCUACUCAGCGUAUAUUCACUGCUACGCUGCUAUGGAAAAGGCACCUUUUUCGGUAUUAUUAGUAGUAUGUGAGCGACAUGAACCGGCGUGUAUCAAAGACGGUCCAGAUGGUUCAAAGUACGUGACGGCUAGCGCUGAGGGGACUCAAGAGGAAAAAGUGGAUGCGCAAGGCACAGCUGAAGUUGUAGUGUCAGAGAAGGUCGAAGACCCAGCAAACCCUAAGGCGGAAGAGGCAAAACAUUUAGCCGAUAGAGCUGGGGACAGUACGAAAGACCAGGAAACUGAAAACUCGCCAACAGCAUCAAAAGGGGAAAAAGGGCUUACCAUCUUUGAGGACGUUAAUCCAGUAGUUACGGAGACCACCGCACCUAAACUUCUCAAGCAAGUUCAGGUCCUUCGUCAUAUGGCUGAAGGAAGAUCCCCCAAUUUCUCCCUCCUUCGAUAUAUGCUCGUUGUUCCAUUGUCAAAACCCGAUGCAGAAAAUGUCCUGAAGGAUGGCACAGUAGUGGACGAUGGGGGCAUGGAUGCACUACAGAAAAGCGUCGAAAAACUCCGUACGCCACAUCCUAUAGGAAGAUUACGUAGUAAAUGUAUAUACCCCUAG